UCCAUUGUAAUUGUGCGCAGUUGCCCUUCAUUCCAAGAGGGAUUCUUCCGUCUUAAUUGAUUAUAUAUGACAUAAUAUGACACUGGAAAAAACAAGCAACCAAAAAUAAAUGUCAAAACAAUCAAGAGCACAUCCAUUCAAACUCCUAACAAAACCGGAUGUAUUACGUACCAGUUGAUGAUAAGACUUUUACGACAACAGAAGAAAGACAAUACACAUCCCCAUGUAGUUUUCUCUGAAUUAACGGUUCACUGUGAAGUUAGAAAGAUAUAUUUUACACAAAUAUGUAGAAGCUGAACUAAGCUGAGAUAAUAUGCGGCAUAAGUCAGGGCUUGUAAGUGGAGGAGGGAGUAACAGUGGCAGUAGCAGCGGCCCAAGCCCUACUAAGAACAAGCCAGGCAGCAGCAGUAGUGGUAGUAGUGGCCCCCCUGUGCUGUUCCCUGGUAUUGCUAACACCAGUGCUAGCAAUGUAGCGGCUGAGGCAAAAAUAAAGGAUAUGCUUAAGGAGUUGUACCAUUUAAUUCAUCAAGUCCAGGAUGAAAGAACAAGAGGAGAGCAUAACUUGUCCAAUAUUGGAAAAACACAUGAAAGGAUUUUGCAGGAACAGAAAAUUUCACCUUAUUACAAGUCCAAGUUGAAAGGAUUGUACAAUACAGCAAUGCAAGAUGCGGAAAGUGAAGCUGAGUUACUUAGGAAGGCACUUGACAAGAUUAAUGAGGUGAAAUCAUUCCGGAAUGAAAGAAGAGAUGGUCCUCCAAAGCAAGUGAGAAGAAGAGGUGUUUUGAUGUCAAUGCUACAGCAAAAUGCACUUACUCUGCCUCUUUGGAUAGGCAAACCAGGGGAAAAGCCACCACCACUGUGUGGAGCCACACCAGCAGAAUCCACUUACAUAGCCAAACCCAGGGACAAGGUAGCAGCUAGGGUCAAAGGUCAAGAUGGAGAAGAAAACUGGAUUCUUUCAGAAGUUGUAUCAUUUAAUAGCUCAACUAAUAAAUUUGAGGUGGAUGACAUUGAUGCUGAAGAAGGCAAAGAGCGCCAUGUCCUCAGCAGGCGUAGGAUAGUUCCCCUUCCAGUGUGGAAAGCAAAUCCAGAGACUGAUCCAGAGGCAUUAUUUCCAGCAGGAACACUUGUGCUUGCUUUAUAUCCACAGACAACUUGCUUCUACAGAGCUCUUAUACAUGAUCCACCUAAGAGGCCUCAUGAUGACUAUUCACUGCUGUUUGAAGAUAACUCCUAUCCAGAUGGCUACUCACCACCACUUAAUGUUGCACAGAGAUAUGUUAUUCUUUGUAAAGAUGACAAGAAGAAAUGAACUUCAUAUACUGUUUUUGUUUUAUCUCAAAACUUACUAAGCAUUUUAAAAACCUAAUACUAUUUGAAAAUCUGGGGAAUAUAUAGAACUGUGUAUUGAAAGUGAAGUUGUACAUACAGGUUGUAAGGUGGGAUAUAUGAAUCAUGAGGCACUUAAAGCACUGGUGAAAAAAAAAUGGAAACCCCCGUAAACUACUUUUAGUUGAUGGACUUCUACUGUAGUAGUUUUUACAAUAUUAUAAAGAGGGAUCCUGCUCUUAUCACCAGAAUAUAAUGUGAAACCCAUUAGAAAUUGGAUUCUGUAUGAACUUGUCAUUUACCAAAUUUAAAGCAGUAUUGGAUCAAGUAAAAUUAAUUUUAUCAUG
This is a messenger RNA of Lingula anatina, 1676 nucleotides long. Its product is annotated as SAGA-associated factor 29. The record is from RefSeq and is a predicted model, not a curated record. NCBI's taxonomy places the organism in Eukaryota, Metazoa, Brachiopoda, Lingulata, Lingulida, Lingulidae. Gene Ontology annotation, cellular component: SAGA complex.